Messenger RNA from Erigeron canadensis, 2094 nucleotides. RefSeq lists its product as uncharacterized. The coding region runs from base 1008 to 1946 and encodes 312 amino acids. The record is from RefSeq and is a predicted model, not a curated record. The transcript has 5 exons. Lineage: Eukaryota; Viridiplantae; Streptophyta; Magnoliopsida; Asterales; Asteraceae.
GAAAAAUUUGUAUUAAGCGUUUGAAGAAAUCGUUCGUCAAUUUUGAGGUUUUCUACAGCCUAGACAACCCAUUGUCUCAAUAUUGUUAUCAAAUCCCCGAGUUGGUUGGGAGACGUAUCCGAGGGUUUUUCCAUGGCUGGGUGAUUCUCUCCAACAAUGUUAUGUGGUCUCUUUGGAAUCCAUCUACCUCUAAGGUUAUGUGUUUACCUCCCUUAGUAUUGAAGGAUGGAGAUUCUGAUGAUGAUAUCAUCGGACACUGUUGUUUGACAUCCCCUCCCGAUGAUCCAGGUUCAACUAUUUUGUUAACAAGAACUGAUAAAUCUACAUUUGUUUUUUGUCGGCUAGACCGUAAAAGAAAGAAGUUAAAAUGGACUGAAAUGUCAUAUGUCAAACAGCUCAAGAGAAUAACCGGUGAUGGUCGUUUAUUGCAUAGCCUAACUUUUUGUGACGGUAAAGUAUGUGCCAUACAUACGGAUGGUUGCUUGUUUCGUGCUAUCAUAACCAUUGACAUAGUAGUUAAGGAUGAAGAAGUUGUGAUAAAUUUACUCUUAUUUGGGCCAGCCCCUCUACCCGAUGAAGAUCCGAUCUACGACCGUAUUUUGGAAAUAUUUCUUACAGGAUCUUCUACAGUUUUAUUCUGUGUUGUCGUAGGCUUUAUUGAGGAAACACAUGAAACAAUAAAUCAUGUCAAUUUGUUCAAAUUGGACACAACUACUAUAAAGUGGGAAGAUAUACAUAGCAUUGUUAAUGAACAGUGGGACGUGACCGAUAUGUAUGUAAUUGACAAUACUAAUUGGGAUAAAUUGAUGAUGACUGAUAUAAUGUGGGAGGAAAUGUUAGACCUCAAAGCUGCUAUCUUCUGUGUGGAUCUUGCUCUUGAUUACUCAUCGGUAUUUUACCUCCCUUCAAUUGAUUCAGAGUUAGGGGGUUACAUACAUAUUCGUGGUAAAAUGGGCACAAUUAUACAAUCAUAGCACAUUAAAGAUAAAACACUUGGCCAAUCUUAUAUGCGAUCUCCAUUGCUGUCAACCAGCCAUGUCACAUUAUGGGAAGAGAAAAGUAGGUUAAAAUGUGAUUACAAACAAGAAGAAGAGGACAUUAAGGGUGAUGAAAUCAUGAUGAUGAAAUCGGUUACGGACGAUGAGUUUGAAUUCAAUGAAUCACACCUCCUCAAUUUUUCGAUUCAUUUCUUGGAGAUGAUUAUGGAGAAUUGCGCUGGAGUGGAAUACUUGAAGUUGCGUGCUACAUGCAAACGAUGUCAUUUAGCGGCACCUUUGAUGAUUAUGGAGGGGCAAAUCUGGAUUAAAGAGAUUGCAGAAUCAUUCAUUAGUUUCACCAUGGCUAAUGUACUUUAUGAAAAUUAUACCGGUAUCCAUCUAUGGAAAGAAGGUAUUUUGUUCAAAGUUUGGUUGGUUGUUGCUGUUUCUUACCAAGUCUACACUGGUGUUCGCAAGCUUCCUUGUAUAGAAUAUUCAAUUGCUGAUAGCUUCUCCUUCUCUACACCACCUACUUCCCCUGAUUGUAUGGUGGUUGGUUUUUCAGGAUACGUUGAUUGGGAAGUUCACAUCCAUUUCGUUGGGGGGGCUAAACAUUACCUUACGAAACAGGAUGAUCAACAUCUUUUACUAGUUAAUGUGUCUGGAGAAUCUGUCGAGGUAUUCAAGCUUAAUGAUAGUACUAAAACUUGGGAGAAAGUAGAUGAUUUAGGACGGCACAUGAUUUAUAUUUCCGAGGAAACAUGCCUCUGCGUUGAAGCCAAAACACCAGAAAUGGGAAACAAGAUCUAUUUUCCGGAUGAACUGCAUAAUAGGAAUGGGAGGAUAGUGUUCUAUACCCUUGAAACAUGUACGUUAGGUACCUUCAAUAACAAAACCAUCCAAGUCAGUCACACAGUUCGACGCCAACUCCACCACCCUUGUACUUGGAUUGGACCAUGUUGGUCUUAACCGGUAAUUAUUACUUGACUUGUUAUUUUGUUAGUGAGAUGCUCAUGUACGUAGGUGUGGUGUAGUUUAUUCUCUGUGUAAAUGUGUUAACAACACGAACAGCACCACGGCAACUGAUACUGGUCCCAAUCAGCCAUUCUUGUACUUC